Molecule: messenger RNA, 5034 nt
Organism: Hemiscyllium ocellatum (epaulette shark)
Lineage: Eukaryota; Metazoa; Chordata; Chondrichthyes; Orectolobiformes; Hemiscylliidae
Gene: clpb
Product: ClpB family mitochondrial disaggregase
Exons: 16
Coding region: 60-2345 (761 amino acids)
Biological process (GO): cellular response to heat
Cellular component (GO): cytoplasm; mitochondrion
Molecular function (GO): protein binding; ATP hydrolysis activity; ATP binding
Source: RefSeq, a predicted model, not a curated record
CGGCCGUAAAGUGAGAGCUCUCCCGUUGCCUGAGGCAAAGCUCUCCAUUUUACGGCACGAUGGCGAUCUCCAGGGCGACGGCCCUGAUAACGCGGUACCUUCGGGCCGGCUGCACGCCGAGCGGGGUCCGGUCUUGGCGUCGGCUACUGCUAUCGCCGCUGCGGGAACCGGGCCAUGGCGCUGUCCCCAACAGAUCCGCGUUGGGGCUUGGGGGGCAGUCGCUGGUGCGAAGCGUCUGUCAGGCCCCGGCGCCCGCUCGUGGGUCACUGCACAUCCGGCCUCCCACCGCCGGGGGCCGAUGGCUGCGGGUCUCCGAGCUGCACAUCCGGCCUCCCACCGCCGGGGGCCGCUGGCUACAGGCCUCCGAGCUGCACAUCCGGCCUCCCACCGCCGGGGGCCGCUGGCUACAGGCCUCCGAGCUGCACAUCCGGCCUCCCACCGCCGGGGGCCGCUGGCUACAGGCCUCCGAGCUGCACAUCCGGCCUCCCACCGCCGGGGGCCGCAGGCUGCGGGUCUCCGAGCUGCAGCUCCGCAGUGCGGCCACAUGGUGGAGCUUCGAGCCACUGCCCUGGCUGCAGUUGGAGGCUGUGGCCACGGGGAGGCGAUCACAGCAAGGCGAGGAUCAGGGAGAAUGGGCACUGGGAGCACUGGGCAGCUUCUGCACCCUGGCAGCUGCCCUGGUUUAUUGCUACAGCAGAUCAUCAGAGUCAGAUGGUCACUUGCUGCUUGAAGCCGCCCGUUUGAACAAUGCACCCGAGGUCAGCAGGUUGCUGGCCUCUGGUGUCUCCGCCUCUCAUCGGCACAAACUGGGUUGGACCCCACUGAUGGUUGCAGCAAUGAACAAGAACCACAGUGUGAUGAAGAUUCUGUUAGCAGCUGGAGCAGAUCCGAACCUCGGAGAUGGAUUCAGCAAUGUGUAUGAGACAUCCAGGGAGAAACGCAUCCACUCUCUCGAGGUGCUAGUGACCAGAGAGGAUGAGUUCAGUAACCGGUUGAAUACACGUGCCAGUUUCCGUGGCUGCACCGCACUGCACUAUGCCGUCCUGGCUGACGACUACCAGACAAUCCAGUUGCUGCUUGAGGCUGGUGCUAAUCCUUUACUGCGGAACGAAAUGGGACACACACCAGUGGACUAUGCCAGAGAAGGACAGAUUAAAACACUACUGAAGGAGGCUGAGGUGAAGUACCAGGAAGAGCAAAGGAAGCGAGAGGCAGAGGAACGUAGACGGUUUCCUUUGGAGCAGAGACUGAAGGAACAUAUCAUUGGCCAGGAGACAGCCAUCGCAACUGUUGCAGCAGCCAUCCGAAGAAAGGAGAAUGGUUGGGCAGAUGAAGAGCACCCGUUAGUCUUCCUCUUCCUUGGAUCGUCUGGAAUUGGUAAAACUGAGCUGGCCAAACAGAUUGCAAAGUACAUGCACAAUGAUGUCAAAAAGAAAUUCAUAAGGCUGGACAUGUCGGAAUUCCAGGAAAAGCAUGAAGUUGCAAAGUUUAUUGGUUCGCCCCCUGGUUAUGUUGGACAUGAGGAAGGUGGUCAGCUCACUAAGAAACUGAAACAGAGUCCGAACGGGGUGGUUUUGUUUGACGAGGUGGAUAAAGCUCAUCCUGAUGUCCUGACCGUUAUGUUGCAACUCUUCGAUGAGGGAAGACUAACAGAUGGCAAAGGAAAGACCAUCGAGUGUAAGGAUGCAAUCUUCAUCAUGACCUCCAAUGUAGCCAGUGAGGAAAUAGCAGAGCAUGCCCUGCAGCUCAGACAGGAAGCUCAGGAGCUGGGCAAGAAACGCCUAGCUGAGAAUCUAGAUGAUGUGAUUCUGAGUGAGAAAGUGACCAUCUCCAAGCAAUUUAAAGAAAAUGUGAUCAGACCCAUUCUAAAGGCCCAUUUCCGGAGGGAUGAGUUUCUGGGCAGAAUCAAUGAGAUUGUUUACUUCCUUCCGUUUUGUCACUCGGAACUGAUUCAGCUGGUCAACAAGGAGUUAAUGUUUUGGGCCAAGAAGGCCAAACAACGACACAAUAUCAACCUGCAGUGGGACCGGGAGGUGAUGGAUGUAUUGGCGGAAGGAUACAAUUUGCACUACGGAGCGAGAUCCAUCAAGCACGAGGUGGAGCGCCGUGUUGUGAACCAGCUGGCAGCUGCCUAUGAGCAGGAGCUUCUACCAAGUGGCUGCACACUCCGCAUCGCGGUGGAAGGUUCAGGUGUGGGCACAGGGAGGGAGCAAGACCCGGAACACGGAGAGCUGGACUCCAAGGGAGCAAAGAUCAGGCUCGAGAUCGUGGAGAAGGACAAUAAGUCGCGCAAGCUCAACAUCAGGGUUCCGCUGAAAGGAGACGAAGUGGCCCACAGGUUUUAGCACUCACCACAUAGGACCUAAACCUUAGCCAAGACUGACUCGCGCCAAACUGACAAUAGCACGCCUCCUCCUCCUCCUCUUCCCUUCCUCCGGUCUCUCUAUCCCUUCACUGAAUUGUGCCUGUCACCUCCACCCCUCUCCCUCAGCAUCCGUUGUACUGUGGUAUGGGGUCUACAGGUUUAUUUUGAGUAUACCUUCCCCUCCCUGCCCACCACACAACAGCAAGUGCACCUUCCAGAGCAACUAGUCCAUGGGGGCUGAAAGGCCUCCUUCUCUUCCUGUGCAGCAUUUGUGAGGGGCUGAAUAGCCUCCAAUUCCUGGAAUUGUCAGAGAGCAUUCAUGAUCGUUAUUUAUUUUCCCCUUUUGUGAGUGAUCCAGGGUUAAUGCAACUCAUUAUAACUCAACAUGGACAACGGGAAUUGGAAUGAGAAAACUGCAGCAUGAGUUACAAUAUCUCACCGAAAGAGAGAUACCUUGAAUCACUUUGUCUGUGUACAGCUGGAUGGUGGCAAGCAGAUGCCUUUUUUUUCUGAUUUGUCAAAUUAUAACUUGGACUUCAGACAUGCAAUGAUUGCAGACUUUUAUUAUCUUACACAUCGAUGAGGCCACAGCACACUGUAACGACACACACGGACACUUUUUGAUGUGGAGUUCACUAUCACUCAUUGCGUGCAACUGGGGGAGCAACCAAAUGACACACCUUUGCCCCAUGAGCCCUGGUAACCUGCCCCGCAGAACCUAACAUCCAAAUCUAUCUUCUGUUUCUUCCUCGAUGCCCUAACCCUCUUUGAAUUUUGUAGGGCUUGAAUGAUUUGUAAAGGGCCUUGUGCAUGUCUUGCCUAUAAAAAGCAAGACACCAGAUUCCGCCAAUUACUGCCCCUUCAGUCUACUUUCGAUCAUCAGUACUAUUGAUCAGCACCUGCUCAGUGACACCUGUUUAGGUUCUGCCAGCCCCUGACCUCAUUCCAGCCUUGGUUCAAAUAUGGACAAGAGAGCUGAAUUCCAGAGGGGAGGGGAGAACGACAGCCCUUGACAUCAAGGCUGUAUUCAACCAAGUGUGGCAUCAAGGAGCCCUCGCAAAUCCGGAAUCUGUGGGUGCUGGGGGGGGACGCUCUACACUGGUCAGAGUCAUACCUGGCACAUUGGAAGAUUGUUGUGAUUGUUGGAAGUCAGUUAUUUCAGCUCCAGGAUAUCUCUGCAGGAGUUCCUCAGAGUAGUGUCCUCGACCCAACUAUCUUCAGCUGCUUCAUCAAUGACCUUCCCUGCACUAUAAGGUCAGGUGUGGAGAUGUUCACUGAUGAUUGCACAAUGUUCAGCAUCUUUUGAAAUUCUUCAAAUACAAAGCAAUCUGUGUCCACAUGGAGUAUGGCCUGGACAAUAUUCAGGUCUGGGCUAAUGAAUUCAUGAUAUACAAGUGUAACACUGACAAGACAAUAUCUAACCACCACACUUCCAUGUACAGUGAUGUUGCCAUCAUUCAAUCCCUCAUCAUUAACACCCGUACAUCAGAAACUGAACUGGACUAAUCACAUAAAUACCAUAGGGACAAGAGCAGACCAGAGACUGGGAAAUCUGUGAAUUCCAAUGCUUUUUCCCCCCAUCCACAAGUCAGGAGUGUGAUGGAAUACUCCCCGCUUGUCCGGAUGCGUGCAAUUCCAACAACGCUCAAGAAGCUAAACACCACCCAGGACAAAGCAGCCUGCUUGAUCAGCGCCCCAUCCAUCACCUCCAUCAUUCACUCCCUCCAACACCAAUGCACAGUGGCAGCAGUGAAUGCCAUUUAUAAAGUACACUGCAGCAACUGCCAAAGCUACGUACUCCACAUCCUGGGAGUUUAAUAUGGGAAUCACUGGCUUCAGGGUUGUUACUCGGAAUUAUAUCCCUGUCCCUGCAGCAGUCUGGCUAUCCACACAGCAGAUGGGCUGCAGUGGUCAAGAAGGUGGCUAACCACUGUCGUCUUGAGUGUGACUGCAGGUGGGCAAAAAAUUGUUGACGCGGCCAGCAAUGUUCACAUCAUGUGAAAUGAUUUUUGUCCUGAAUCCAGUUUGACAUUCCCUGUGCAAGUGUUGAGCGGGUGCUGCACUUCUGGAGGUGUGAUAUUUAGAUUGAGACAUCAAAGCCUCUCCGCUAACUGUCAAGAUCAGAUAACACUGUUUUGAAGGAGGGCAGGAGUGUCCUGAUCCAAUAUUGUCCAUCAGCCAAUAUCACUUAAACAUGAUUACACUGCUAUCUGUGAGAGUUUGCUGUGCACAAACUGACUGCCCAUGUUUCCCUACAUGACAACAACAACUACUGUUAAAUGUACUUAAUUUUGCUGUAAAACUUGCUGGGGAUACAGUACCAUGAAGGUUUUUUACUUCUCGCCUGUGAAUUUAAUUGUUCAACAAAAGGGGCACCAUCUCUGAGCCCAGUCGUGUCUUCAUGUUGUACCUAGUCAUACACAAUUUCCAGUUAAAGAAGUUGUUUGUAACCAGGAACACUAUGUUCUUACUACAAUAACCCAACAGUGCUGAGACCAAAUCGAGCUUCCCUUUUGGAAGGUUAUGUAGGUGCCUGCCAGGUAAUACACAGCAGCUGUGAUAAUGGGGAGUGAUUAUAAAGUGCAUUUUAAUACGGAAAAUGAUUUCAAACACUUCAAGCAUGCUUUAUGAAAACUAAAAUGGAGUCAAUGAAGCAGAUAUUUGUUGCA